CUGCGCAGGGCGAACGGAAACGGCGGCGGGACCGGCCCGGCUCGGCCGGAGGCGCCGGUAGUGACCGAGUCCGCCCGGCCCGGGCUCCUCCUAGGCCGCCGGCCCCAUGGAGACCGGCACCACCAUGGACUUCCAGGCGGCUGCGCUCCAUGCCUCCGGCGGCGGCAGCGAUGAGAGCGCGGAGCCGCGGGCCAUGGACACGGAGGACGGACCGGACGCCCCUGAGCGCUGUGCGGGCGGCGAGCGGCCGGAGGAGCCCUCCCGUACCGCCCCGCAGCCCAGCAGCGGCUCCGGGCCAGAGGGGCCGGGGCCCGCCGCUGCCCCGGAGCUCGCGGGAGGCGCGGGCGGACGGACCGAGCUGUGCCGGGGGUCGGGAAGGGCGAUGGAAGCGGAGGCGGUGCCCGAGGUGCCGCAGGGCUCUGCCCGCUGGGAGCCCGGCGCCGGGAGCGCCCCUCGGGGCACGGGACGCUCCCGGACUCCCAGCAGCGCCGACCCCGCGGGCAUGGAGCUGGAUGAGACUCCCGAGCCCUGCUCCCGCCCCGCACCGAGGGCCGAGUGGACCGAGGAUGUGGAGGACGAACCCUCGGAGAUCCAAGGACUGCUGGCUCAGCUUGAGACCCUCGAUCCCAACUUCCGUGACUGCCCAUCCGCCCCAGAGCAGGGCUCAUCAUCCCCCUCGGGCGCUGGUGCCCGGCGGGGCCGCGGGCAGUGCCCGGGCAGGUGCGGGCCGUGCCCGCUGCACGUAGCCACGGGCCGGGGCCUGGCGACGCGUCCCUGCUGCCCGCAGCACUCCGCCUGCGACCGGCCCUGCCACGGGCUGCUCUUCGCCGAAGCUGACCGGGAGGACUUGCUGAGCCUCCUGUGCUACGAGGGGGGACUGCCCAAGGCUGGUGCCGAGACCCCCUUGGCCCACUCCGAUGUCCUGACUGGGACCAACCUGGAGAUGCUGCAGGCUCAGGAGGAACCAGCCGCUGUGGAGAAGCCUGAAGGGCUGGGGAGGCCAGAGAGCUCAGAGGAAGAACCUUCUGGCAGCUGGUGUUAUGGAGAGGGGCUUUGCGAAGACAAUUCUGCCUGUGACGGUGCUUGGGAAGGUUCCCCGGAGCCGGCAUGGGCAGCCCUGCCUUCCGCUCUGGUGCCCGGGACAGAGCAGCCACCUCAGGGCGCUGUGACUGACAGGGAAUCCCCAUCAUCCUGCCCAGCCUUCAAAGAGGUUCCAGGCCCUUGUGACCCAGAGGACUUGCUGGAUGGUGUGAUUUUUGGGGCCAAGUACCUGGGCUCUACGCAGCUGGCCUCGGAGAGGAACCCCCCGACCAGCGUCCGCAUGGCACAGGCCCAGGAGGCCGUGGACAGGAUCAAGGCACCUGAGGGGGAGUCCCAGCCCAUGACGGAGGUGGAUCUGUUUGUCUCCACACAGAGGAUCAAGGUGCUCACUGCUGACACUCAGGAGGCCAUGAUGGACCACUCCCUCCAGACCAUCUCCUACAUUGCUGACAUCGGCUCCCUCGUGGUGCUCAUGGCGCGUCGGAAGCUGCCGCAGCGCUCGGAGGUGGCGGAGGAGAAGCGGCUCUACAAGAUGAUCUGCCACGUCUUCCACUCGCCUGAUGUGAGGCAGCACACGGGUCCCUGGCGUGGGGAGAGGCAGAAACACAGCCUGAGCAUCUCUGUGCCACGCAGAGCCCCAGCCCAGGUCGUCGCCCAGGCCAUUGGGCAGGCGUUCGGUGUGGCCUACCAGCGCUUCCUGGAGGCCAACAGCAUCAACCCCAGCGAGCUGAGCCCGCGGCAGUACAGCCGUGCCCUGGAGGACCAGGAGCAGUACAACACAGAGCUGACCCACUUCUCCCGGCAGGAGAACUGCAAGGAUGUGUGCAUCCGGAAGCAGAAGGGGGAGAUCUUGGGCAUCGCCAUUGUGGAGUCGGGCUGGGGCUCCAUCCUGCCCACCGUGGUCAUCGCCAACCUAAUGCACGGGGGCCCCACAGAGCGCUCGGGCGAGCUGAGCAUUGGGGACCGCCUCAUGUCGGUCAACGGGACUAGCCUGGUGGGGCUGCCCCUGGGCACCUGCCAGAGCAUCAUCCGGGAGCUGAAGCACCAGACUGAGGUGACACUGAACAUUGUGCACUGUCCCCCUGUCACCACAGCUGUCAUCCGACGCCCUGACUCCAAGUACCAGCUGGGCUUCUGUGUUGAGAAUGGUGUGAUCUGCAGCCUGAUGCGUGGGGGCAUCGCAGAGCGGGGUGGCAUCCGUGUGGGGCACCGCAUCAUCGAGAUCAACGGGCAGAGCGUGGUGGCCACACCACACGAGAAGAUCAUCCAGAUCCUCACCGAGGCAGUCAGCGAGGUGCACAUCAAGACCAUGCCAGCCUCCACGUACCGUCUGCUGACAGGGCAGGAGCAGCCCCUCUUCCUCUGAGCCACUAUGCCUGGGGCAGGCAGGAGCAAGCCCAGGGCUGCAGGGGCAGGACUGGCUCUGACUUCUGCCCCAGCCCUGCAGCAGAGCCCUCAGCAGGGCCCAAGUCUGCACCUCUUUUGUUUUACUCAGGACACAGUGGGACACUGGGGGCUGAUACCCAGCCUAAGCAGCAUCAAGGCCUGUGGUGCCACGCUUCGGGCACCUCUCCCGCUCCAAUUACCUCUCCCCCCUCACAGUGCCUGCACAGUGCCUGUCCUGCUGCUGCACAGGGUCCCUCACCUUGGCCUUGUGCUUGUGGGAGGAGAGGGGGCCCUAUGUGAAAGUUCCCCCCACCCAGUCACUAACUAUUGUACUUUUACACUCACCAACAGUGCCUUUCCCAAGGUGGGGAUGGAGCUGGAAGCACAGCUCAACUCCAGAGCUCAGCCAGCACAGCCCCAGAGUAGCCGCACAGCCAUGUGGGGGGGUGCACACUGGCACCCCUGAGGGAUACCCAGCAACUCCCAGACUCAGCCUUAAAGGCAGAAGCACUCUUGGCACCUCCUCUACUCCUGUGGCUUGGCCAGAGGCCUGUUGGGCUGCAAACUCUCUAUUAGACACAUUGCACCAAGCUGGGAACCUGCCUCAGCUUGUCCCUGGUGUUGCCUUGAAUCACUCUGCAUGCACAGUCCAGCCCAGAGCCACAGCCCUUGGAGCAGCAGAAGGGAACAUGGCAUUGUCCAGCCCCAUAUCCCGAGAGUUUGAGACUGUGAGCCUUUUUGUGAACAGCUCUCUGGCCCCCAGGGCUGCAGCAGUGCUGACUUGGCUGUGCCUGUGUGCUUGGUUGCUCUAAAAAUUAAAAUUUUGGGACAUA
Molecule: messenger RNA, 3260 nt
Organism: Haemorhous mexicanus (house finch)
Lineage: Eukaryota; Metazoa; Chordata; Aves; Passeriformes; Fringillidae
Gene: APBA3
Product: amyloid beta precursor protein binding family A member 3
Exons: 11
Coding region: 107-2407 (766 amino acids)
Biological process (GO): chemical synaptic transmission
Cellular component (GO): plasma membrane; cytoplasm; dendritic spine
Molecular function (GO): amyloid-beta binding; protein binding
Source: RefSeq, a predicted model, not a curated record